This is a messenger RNA of Didymodactylos carnosus, 1401 nucleotides long. The record is from the annotation of a GenBank genome assembly. Lineage: Eukaryota; Metazoa; Rotifera; Eurotatoria; Philodinida; Philodinidae.
AUGUCAGCCGAACGUAUUUUUCAACAAGCCGAUACAAAUCAUGACAAUCGAUUAGAUAUAAACGAAUUUCGAAAUAUUGUUGGUGGAAACGUAUCUGGUGGAGGAUACGCAUCGGGAGCAUACGGAUCGGCAUCUGAAGGUUUUACUAAUUAUGGAGCAGCUGGUGCAAGUUUUGGAGGACUUGCCCAAGGUGGUUAUGGGGGUUCUGCGUAUGAAUCAUCUUCAUAUUCAUCAGGAUCAGGAUUUGAAGGUGGAUAUGGAGGUGGAUAUGCAGGUGGAUAUGGAGCAGGUGCUGGUUCUGCAGAAUUUAGUGGCGCUAGUUAUGGCGGCGAUGCUUUAGCAGUACAACAAUAUGGAGGACAAUAUGGAGGAAGUGGUGCACUUUUUCAAGAUAGUAAUCCACAAAUUAUUCGACGUCCAGCUCCCGGGGGUGCUGUUACGUACAAACAAAAUAUUUUAGUCAAAUUUUUACAGCCACCACCAGUACCACCCCCAGGCCCACUAAUAAUUAAAGAAGUUCGACCACCCCAACCGCCUCCACCUCCACCACUUAUUAUCAGACAGCGACCGCAACAACUUCCACCACCACCACCACAACCACCUCAACCGAUUGCCAGUCAAACAGUUAUCAGACGUCUAAAUGCAAUUCCUGUACCACCACGUUCAGUUAUCAUUGAACGUUUACCACCUCUUCCACCAAAACCACGUGAUAUUAUUAUUGAAAGAUGGAUACCAUAUGGUGCACAAGCUAAACGUCGAGUAAUUGUUCAACGUGCUGCUGCUGCAAGACAGUAUGCAAGACCACGAAAUAUUAUCAUUCAAUAUGAACCAAUUCAAGCUCGUAUUGUUCGACAAUUUCAACGACUCGGAGUUACGCCAGAAAAUCCAAACGCAUAUGUUGCGAGAUAUGGUGCACAAUUACAAGAUGCACAAAGUUUGGUAGUAGCAGCUCGUUCAGCAGGAGUUGUUGAAGAUAUUUCACCACCAGGAGGAAUUGGAUUAGCAGGAGGAAUUGGAUUAGCAGGAGGAGUUGGAUUAGCAGGAGCAGCGCAAUUUGAACAAUCGGGAGCAUCAGCAUAUGGCAUUGACGCCGGUGGUUAUGGAGAAGCUGCUUCAUACGGUGGCGCAAAUGUUUAUGGUGGAGGAAGCUCUUAUGAAGGAGGAAGUGCUUAUGGAGCAGAAUAUGGUGCUGGAGUAGCUGAAAGUGCGUAUUCAUCAGCCAGUGGAUUUGAGGGUGGAUAUGCACAACAAGGUUAUUCAGGAGGAUUUGGAAGUGAAGGAGGCCUAGUAAGCGGUGGAUAUGCUGCUGAGCAGACUUACAGUGGUGAAGAACAAGGUGACCAAGGUGGAUACUGGCAGCGAGAAGUCGUAUCCGCAUCGAGUGUUGAACGCGGGUUAUAA